AUGGCUUCGAAUCUCCCGCCCAACGUCCACGUCUCGCAGCAUCCCAGCCUGCAGGCCAAGAUAAGCCAGCUCCGAUCCGAAUCCACCAGCUCGCGCGAGACAAACGCCCUCGUCCAUGAAAUCGCCCUCAUUGUCGCCUGCGAGGCCCUGUCCCAGUCGCUGACCACCGUUGCCGGACCCAAGGACAAAAGCCCUAUUGGCGCCGAGUACGAAACCACAGAAGUCUCUCCCAACACCAUGUGCAUCGUCCCCAUUCUGCGCUCCGGCCUCGCCAUGACCAUGCUCCCACGACCCGUCCCCGUGCACCACCUCGGCAUGUACCGCGAGCCCUCGACGCUCGACCCCGUCGAGUACUACAACAACUUGCCGCACCACAUCCCCGCGGACGCCGACGGCGGCAGCGCCUCCUCGCUCGCCAUCCUCGUCGACCCCAUCAUCGCCACUGGCGGCACCUGCGCCGCCGCCAUCCAGACGCUCCGCGAAUGGGGCGCCCGCCGCGUGCUCGUCCUCAGCGUCAUUGGUGCCGACGAAGGUGUCCGCCAGGCUGCGCGGGAGUGGCCCGAGGGCACUGAGCUCUGGGUCGCCGCCGUCGACGCCGACCUCACCAAAGAGGGCAUGGUCAAGCCCGGUCUGGGCGAUGUGGGUGACAGGCUAUUUUUGACGAUUGGGAAAUGA
Messenger RNA from Cordyceps militaris CM01, 675 nucleotides. RefSeq names its product uracil phosphoribosyltransferase. Bases 1 to 675 code for a protein of 224 amino acids. NCBI's taxonomy places the organism in Eukaryota, Fungi, Ascomycota, Sordariomycetes, Hypocreales, Cordycipitaceae. The record is from RefSeq and is a predicted model, not a curated record. The transcript has 3 exons.